AUGGGCUCUCUUGUGGUCCAUCAGUUUUACUUCACCGUUCUAAUAAUUUCGAUAGCAAGAAAUCCACGUGUCUAUGGGGACAUGUACACCGCGUCAGCCGAUUUGGCAAGUGUCUUCAGUCUGGAACAACAAAUAGUCGACAUCCUUGGAGAACUUGUAUCCAAAACAGAAGCAAAAUUAGCAGUUAUUCGCAAGUACCUUAAGGAUUACGAGCAAAGCGUCGUCAAGGAAAAGAUAGCCAACGAAGAAGAGUUUAUGGAACACUUGACUGGAAAUCCGAUUCACGCUUAUCGAUUGAUGAAGCGACUUUGUUUCGAUUGGGAAACAGUCGAGAAGGAAAUAAAAGUUGACAACUGGCAAGACGCAGUAAGUCAACUGGAACGCGUUCGAUUGAACGAAAGAUUCCCAAAGGAAGAGGAUUUAUUCGGUGCUACAUCUGCCCUCGUUCGGCUGCAAGAUACAUACGAACUGAACAUGACUGAACUGGUCAGAGGAAACUUAUGGGGCCGAGAAACUCACGCAGAACUGACUGCCCUAGAUUGUUUAUUCAUGGGCAAACAUGCAUUUAACGACGGAGCUUACGCUCGGGCAGUUGAGUGGUUUGAAGAAUCUUACAUCUUAGCCGGAAUGGAAAACAAUGAAACCAUCAAACAGGAUCAUAUUGCGGAAAUUAUUCAAUACGCUAUCGACAAGCACGACGACAAUUUGCAAGAAGCCCAACAAAAUGCACCAAUGUCCGUCCUGUCCGAUUCCAGCUCAUUCCGACUGCCUUUGAAAGAGAAACCAGCCAUCGCCCAGCGGAGUGAAAUGAUCCGCAGCCGCAAGUACGACGAGGAUGACUUUGCAAAAUUUAACGCCCUUUGUCGGGGUGAAAAGCUUUUGGGCGAAGACAGCCUGUCGCAACUUAAAUGCUGGUUUGACUCUCGCCGCCAGCCAUAUCUCCUCCUCAUGCCAAUUAAAGUUGAGCAGCAUUCCAUCGAGACGGAAAUUUACACCUUUUAUGAUGUUCUGAGUGAUGAAGAAAUGGAAACAGUCAAAGAAUUGGCCACUCCUUUGUUGUCGAGAGCUAAAGUGUUGGGGAAAGAGCCGAGCUCGGAAAUGAUCUUCUCCAGCCUUAGGACUUCCAAGACGGCCUGGAUUGCGGAUGAAGUUCAUCCUUUGAUGGAUAGACUCGCCCGAAGGAUUUCCCUCAUUACCGGUUUAAAAACCAACUCUUCGCGGGGCGAUGCAGAGAUUCUUCAGGUGGCUAAUUAUGGAAUUGGUGGACAUUAUUCUCCUCAUCACGACUACCUGUUGAAAAGCAAAACAGAUGCAGAAAUGGAGAAACUCUCUCCCCGGGAUAAGGCCAUGGGCGAUAGGAUCGCCACUUUCAUGUUUUACCUCAACGAUGUGGAGCGAGGAGGGUCAACUGCAUUCCCGCGGGCGGGUGUGGCUGUCAGACCCGUCCGAGGCGGAGCCGCAUUUUGGUACAAUUUGAAACGUAACGGAUUAGGUAAUCCCGACACACUUCAUGGGGCUUGCCCUGUCCUUUUGGGUCACAAGUGGGUUAGCAACAAAUGGAUUCGAGAAAUAGUUCAGACGUUCAACAGAGGCUGCCUAACUGAUCCGACAAAAUAACCCGCGACGCCUGUAUAACAUUUCAGCAUUCGAAUACAUAUUUAGCGUUAUUCUACGUUGUUCUUAAUGGGCAAUCGUUUUGUAUAAUUCCACAAUCCCAGAAGAAGUGGAACCAUAUGAUCUUAAUUGUUUAAAUUCAACUUUGAAUUAUGACUUGUAGAAUUGGCAAUGUGUUUUCUUAAAAAACAGAAAGUACAACGUUAACAUUUUACGACGUCGGCAUUAUUUAUAAAUCUCUAAUACUAUUUGGUGGGACAAAUAAACGAUUCAAAACAUUA
Molecule: messenger RNA, 1895 nt
Organism: Daphnia pulex (common water flea)
Lineage: Eukaryota; Metazoa; Arthropoda; Branchiopoda; Diplostraca; Daphniidae
Product: prolyl 4-hydroxylase subunit alpha-2-like
Exons: 11
Coding region: 1-1617 (538 amino acids)
Biological process (GO): peptidyl-proline hydroxylation to 4-hydroxy-L-proline
Cellular component (GO): endoplasmic reticulum
Molecular function (GO): iron ion binding; protein binding; L-ascorbic acid binding
Source: RefSeq, a predicted model, not a curated record